CGUGUAUUUCUGUUUUCUAUAGAGAAUGACGAAUCGUUGACAGACGAUCAACGAGAAAUGAUGCGUAUUAUGGGCUUCUGCAAUUUUGACACAACGAAAGGUAAACAUGUAAUUGGAAAUUCCGUUUACGUUGCAAAUAUCACAAAACAACGGAAGUAUCGUCAAUACAUGAAUCGUCGGGGCGGCUUCAAUCGUCCACUCGAUCCCGUAGCGUGA
Molecule: messenger RNA, 216 nt
Organism: Echinostoma caproni
Lineage: Eukaryota; Metazoa; Platyhelminthes; Trematoda; Plagiorchiida; Echinostomatidae
Source: the annotation of a GenBank genome assembly